Molecule: messenger RNA, 387 nt
Organism: Cladophialophora bantiana CBS 173.52
Lineage: Eukaryota; Fungi; Ascomycota; Eurotiomycetes; Chaetothyriales; Herpotrichiellaceae
Exons: 1
Coding region: 1-387 (128 amino acids)
Source: RefSeq, a predicted model, not a curated record
AUGGUCAACCUCAUGAAGCAGUCAGGCGCACUUAUAUUUGCAUACGACGAGCUCGCAGGUCGACCAUCGCAUACAUCGCGUCUCCAGGAGACUGGGGCAUCCUUUGAGAAGGACAAGGGAGUUAGCGUGGCCACCAUCGAGGCCGGCAAAAAGAUCGCAGGCAUGGAGAUCGAGAAACUUCUUGCGGACAGGUUCCAAGAAGUCAGGGAUCUGCAUAGCCUGACAGGCGAGGAGGAACAAAAGGGAAGAUUACUUCUGUCACAUGGAACGGACAAGCAAGAGGCGGCUUUGAAGCAGACACUGGGAUGGGGAAAUGUUGCCAGGGACACGGAAAUGGCGAUCGAGAGACUCUGUUUUGCGGGACAAGUACAGGCGAGUGAGCGCUGA